Messenger RNA from Penicillium subrubescens, 2487 nucleotides. RefSeq names its product Zn(II)2Cys6 transcription factor. The transcript has 2 exons. Lineage: Eukaryota; Fungi; Ascomycota; Eurotiomycetes; Eurotiales; Aspergillaceae. Bases 1 to 2487 code for a protein of 828 amino acids. Gene Ontology annotation, molecular function: DNA-binding transcription factor activity, RNA polymerase II-specific; transcription cis-regulatory region binding; zinc ion binding. Gene Ontology annotation, biological process: regulation of DNA-templated transcription. Gene Ontology annotation, cellular component: nucleus. The record is from RefSeq and is a predicted model, not a curated record.
AUGGCAACCAGUUCCGAGCGACCGAUAACCAGGCAACAAGCCCAGAUCCCAUCGCCGACAGCGGCGUGCGAAGCAUGUCGGAAGCUCAAAAUGCGAUGUAUCCGACCAAGCGCAUCCAGCACAAACAAUGGAUCUAAUGAACCUUGUGAGCGCUGCAAACGCACAAACCGUACCUGCAAUAUUCCCUCUCCACGGCCGCUGGGUCGCAAGCGAGGGGCUGUUGGUCGAUAUCAUGGAUUCGAAAAGGCCUAUCGAAAGAUGCAGGCGGAGCUAAAGAAAGCACGCCUGUCAACGGAUAAAGCGUCUGAAAUUGCCAGCGUAUCUCCGGCACAAGAUGACACAGAAAUUAGCGAUCUCAUGAUGUCAAAUAUGCACCAAAAUGACCCAAGUCAAGUCGACUGGGAGCCAUCUGCUGGAAACAGGCCUCAUGGUCACCAAAAGCCGCUGUCGCCCAGCUCAAGUAUGCUCAAUGCAAAUAGGCCACCGGCCUCAGAAUCGAAUCAAAGCCCGAAUGUGACUACUUCACCUUUUGCUCCCGAGACCAUCACAUCGCAUGUGAACCUGGAACCAGUUAGCAAUCCACUGGCUCUUAUGGCAGAGGCUGCCGGCGCUGCGCAGGCACUAGAACCUCAAGCUGGGCCAAUAGAUCUAUCGCCAGCUUCAAAUUUCGAGUCCGUGUCGGGAGAAAUUUCUCCCGGUGAGGGCAUAGGCCGAUAUCUAUUGCAUCGACCUGGAUACGUUUCUUUGGGACUUCACCUAGACCGGAAGGUUCUGGAGAGCGGAAUAGAUGCCUUAUUUGCACCUCCUACGGAAUCUGAUCGAUACUCAAAUUAUUUCCGGUCGCCGGAUACAAAUCCCCCGCGAGAUACUGGUCCUGAUUUAGACCCCGUGGAUCUUGGCUUGGUAUCGAUGGAAGAAGCAUAUGCCUUAUUUCCAAUCUACUUCUCCCGACUUCAUUUGAUAAAUGGAAUCCUCGAUCCCAUGUUACAUACUCCUGGCUACGUCCGCUCCCGGUCUUCCCUCUUAUUCACAUGGAUCCUUGCUCUUACAGCACAAUUCGACCACGGCUCGGGCCAUCUUGCCAAAAGGCUGCGACUUCAUGGAGAGAAGCUAUCCCGACAUGUUCACACUUGUGGUUACAAGACAGUGGAGAUUGUCCAAGGGUACUAUAUUUCCCUCCUCUCAGCAACCCCUGCCAACACUCUAUCUGAAGAACGAUCGUGGCUAUAUACAAUGUAUGCCUUCGGGGUUGCAGCAGAGUUGGGACUCGAUCAAGAGUGCCGAACACGCUGUAACAAGGAAACCGGCUCCUACAAUACACAACUUCGAUCGCCCGAGGAACCCACAUCUCAGCGUCUCCUCACGCUAGAAGAACGCUCUGCAUUCCCAGCCCAGAAAUAUCCCGAGAAUUCUCACGGUCGCUUGCUCGAGGAUCACGAUUACCUUCAACGACUGGCUCGCAACAGAGAGCGCACCUGGCUACGAAUUUUGCUUUGGGAACGAGCGAAUAGCGCAGCCUGUGGCCGAAUCAAUGCCUUCCCGGAGACAGAGCUGACUUGCAACAUUGAGAAUUGGUGGAUGCAUCCGUUGGCUGACUCAACAGAUAAACAUACAUGUGCGUUCAUCCUUCUUCGCCGUCACUUGGCGACUCUGCAAAGCGAUAUAAGACGCCAGGCGAAUAUGCCGCAUUCAAAUCCUCACUGGGUGCGCGACCUUGUCAACAUUGUUUUCGAACCAUGGCGAGAAACCUGGCUGCCGUCUCUAAAUACCAUCUCACCCCAGCAUGAAGAGCUACCAAACCUCUACCUUUAUUAUGUCUAUAUCCAUAACCGGCUGUGGACGCUAUCUUCUGCACUCAAUAUUUCUGCCAACAAUGACCGGGAUCUAGAUGUUGUUCGCGAGGACUGCUUUGAUGCCGCUAUACAUUGUUGCGAAAUUGCCGUGCGUGACAUAUCAAUUGUUGGAGAGCCAAUGUACUGUAUGCUUUCUCCAACAUGGGCGAUGAUUUCUUACGCUGCAGUCCUAGCUCUCAAGCUUUUCCCACAUCUGCAUGGGUCGCGUCCAGGGUACGAGGUCGAGCUCCUUGCCUUGCUGGCCCAAGUUGCAUUGCAAUUGAAGCGCGCAGGGACUACGCCCUCUCAUCGAUUUGGGAUCGCUGCGCUGCUUGGUCAGCACUUGCUGAUCAUAUUGCGAGCAAGAGCAUCCGCGCUAAGGAAUGCCAUUCCAGUUCCUGAGGUGCAAUCGGUAGCACCACAGUAUAGAAACGGAAACAACUCCGAUUCAGGCUACCAUCUAGGAAGAAAUGUACCCGACAGCACUGAUUCAAUGGAGAUACUGUCGGAGACGCACGUGAACAACCCAUUGGUUUCAAACUAUGACCCGUUCUUGACAACAGCUACCAUAGGCUCCGAGACAGAUCUUGGCGAAGAAGGAUUCACAGAUCUCUUGCGAGAGAUCUUUGGUCCAGGCUUUGGCGAUGUGUUCUAA